Molecule: messenger RNA, 2280 nt
Organism: Mesitornis unicolor (brown roatelo)
Lineage: Eukaryota; Metazoa; Chordata; Aves; Mesitornithiformes; Mesitornithidae
Gene: PLEKHM3
Product: pleckstrin homology domain containing, family M, member 3
Exons: 7
Coding region: 1-2280 (759 amino acids)
Source: RefSeq, a predicted model, not a curated record
AUGGAGGCUCUUGAAGUUGAUGACGUUAGCCCUGCCUUGGAAGUGACUGAAGACUUUUUCAAUAGUUUUGAUACUAAGCUUGAAAAGAUUGUGCAGCCCUCUGAGGUGUACGGUGUACAGGAGGUCCCUGAACUGGUUGGGCAUGAGGUAUUUGAUCAGAUAAGAGACAGCAGGAACCUGAGGAACGUCGCCUCCUUAGCCAAAGGUAGCCUUAUCUGGGAUCACUGCAAAAAUGGCCUCUUGGAAACCAAAGCUCAGACAGCAUUCCCUGCCAAAGACCCACGUGUGGUGCAGAGGAGAACAGCUACUGACAACCUUGUUUGGGCAGGAGAAGGGGAGACCACAGCUUUUAACAUCUUCAGUAUCUGCCAGCGGAGGAGAGACAGGCCUCGCUCAGUGAACGACAUCCUGGUGCAGAAUGAGGAAGCCUCCACGUUCAAGCCAGGACACAACAGGUCCCGCUCUGAUAUCAGCCAUGUAAACUGGGCAGUGGUCGUCACGGGCACCUCCUUGCAGCAGCCAGCUGCUCCUGGUCGGGACAAUAACUGCGCUCUGCUCUCUUACCUGGCGUUAACCGAGGGAGAGGACAUCCAGGGAAACACAGAACACAAGCCGAUGUUCCCAAAUAUUCUGAAGAAGGGAUACUUAGAAAUUAGAAGAGACAAUGACAGCUACUGGCAAACCUGUUACGCUGAGCUUUCCCCAUACAAACUGUACCUGUAUUGCUUGGACAGAAGUGGCAACCAGACUCUUCCCACUGUGUAUCCACUCAUGCGUUUUAAAAGGGUUACUGUUACUGGUUGCAUGGAAACCAAGGUGGUGGAUGCUGUCCUGUCAGACAACUCGCAACUACAGCUGAAGGCGGAGUCCUCAUGGGAGGCUUUGGACUGGGGACAGAAACUCUGGGAAGCAGUGCGUACUUCUGUGCCUGCUUUCACAGCGCAGCAGGAGAAACUGGAAAAUGUGCCAAAGCCUGAAAAUAACAGUGACUUUUCUCAAACCAAUGGAUUGAUACAGAAGCCCAUGGAGCUCUUCCUAUCCAUGAAUUUGACUGCAAACACUAAAGAGUACCAAAAUAUUCUCAAAUCAGGGACUCUUUAUAGGUUAACUGUCCAGAACAACUGGAAGGCAUUUACUUUUGUCUUAAACAGGUCUUAUCUCAUGGCAUUCCAACCGGGUAGGCUUGAUGAAGAUCCUCUGCUGAGCUACAAUGUUGACGUGUGCUUGUCAGUGCAGACAGAUACUCAGGAUGGCUGUGACUCUUGCUUUCAGGUAAUUUUUCCUCAAGAUGUUCUCCGUCUGCGUGCAGAGACGCAUCAGAGGGCCCAGGAGUGGAUGGAGGCACUGAGAGCAGCAGCCAAUGCUACCAGAAGUUUAACUCAGAACCCACAGGUCACACUUAGGAACAAACCUGGAGAUCGGCCCUUUGGAAACGAUCUUAGAAAAAGCAAGCGCCAAUCUGUGACCACCAGCUUCCUGAGCAUCCUGACCACACUCUCUCUAGAGAGAGGGCUCACAGUUCAGAGCUUCAAGUGUGCAGGCUGUCAGCGCUCCAUAGGUUUGUCCAAUGGGAAAGCCAAGGUGUGCAGCUACAGUGGAUGGUAUUACUGCAGCACCUGCCACGUGGAUGACAGCUUCCUCAUCCCUGCACGUCUGGUUCAUAACUGGGACACUUCCAAAUACAAGGUAUCAAAGCAAGCCAAAGAAUUCCUGGAAUAUGUUUAUGAGGAGCCAUUGAUUGAUAUCCAGCAGGAGAAUCCCAUGUUGUACAAGCAUGCUGAGCCUCUGGCAACCGUUGUCCGCCUGAGACAGCAGUUAAAAUCUCUCCGAGCCUAUCUGUUCAGCUGCAGAGCAGCAGUGGCUGAAGAUCUGCGUCGAAGGAUCUUUCCCAGAGAGUAUCUUCUCCAGCAAAUCCAUCUUUAUUCUCUCGCAGACCUUCAGCAGGUUAUAGAAGGAAAGCUGGCUCCUUUCUUGGGGAAGGUGAUCAAGUUUGCCACCUCUCACGUGUACAGCUGCAGCCUUUGUAGUCAAAAGGGUUUCAUCUGUGAGAUUUGCAACAAUGGAGAAAUCCUUUACCCCUUCGAGGACAUUUCUACAAGCAGGUGUGAAAGCUGUGGUGCUGUCUUCCACUCUGAGUGCAAAGUGAAGGCUGUACCAUGCCCCCGGUGUGUGCGUAAAGAGUUGCAGAAGAAGCAGAAAUCCUUCUGGAGGCGACUGAAUAUGGACGAAAACUUGGAAGAGUCUUGCAGCAUGUUUGAGUUGUCAUACCAGAACACAUGA